Molecule: messenger RNA, 3362 nt
Organism: Spodoptera frugiperda (fall armyworm)
Lineage: Eukaryota; Metazoa; Arthropoda; Insecta; Lepidoptera; Noctuidae
Product: facilitated trehalose transporter Tret1-like
Exons: 5
Coding region: 347-1831 (494 amino acids)
Biological process (GO): transmembrane transport
Cellular component (GO): membrane
Molecular function (GO): transmembrane transporter activity
Source: RefSeq, a predicted model, not a curated record
CUAUAGUCAGUCAGUCGUUGAUCACUGUUGAGAGCGGGCAGUUAUUGAAAGUCACGCGCGCGGCGACUCGCGCGCACAUUGCGAACGAAAUACGAUUUACGAAUUAUUAACUUGUGGUGUCCCACUGGGGAAUAUCUUGGGUCCAGUGUUUUUCGAUAAAAUAUCGAACAUUGUUUUGAUUUAUUUGUGUGUUUAUGUGCAAGUGUUACGUGGUCCAUUGUAACUAUUGAUGCUGACAUGCAUGAUAAAAAAUAUCGACACAAAAUGAUACCACACUCCGCCUGACAGCUGGGAAGUGACGAACAAGUGAUUGAACAGUGAACAGUGACUCUUGGACUGUCUACCUAUGUGCGAGAAAGUGUGUGCUAGUGGUAAAAUGACGAACAUUACUCCUGAGACCAGGAUCAUGAUGAUGAGGUCUAACGAUGGAAGAAACAGUUAUAGGAGACAGAUCUUGGCGGCUCUUGCCGUAUCACUGGGGCCAUUCGCGGCGGGGCUCAGCAAGGGCUACAUGUCCCCUGCGAUAGCUUCGAUGCAGGACACCAGGCCUCAUGAUGGAGGGUUCACCGUCAGCGACCAGCAAGCAAGCUGGAUCGCCAGUCUUAGUUUAUUGGGUGCCUUCAUCGGCGGCAUCAUGGGCGGGUUCGCGAUGCGCCUGGGCCGCCGCACCGUGCUGAUAGCCACCGCUCUGCCUUAUACCCUGGCGUGGCUCGCCACUGCACUGUCCACCAGUGUGCACAUGAUAUCCGCAGCCUCGUUCUGCGGGGGCAUGCUCAUCUGUUGUAUCAAUAUGACUACACAAGUUUACGUCACUGAAAUAGCAGUCCCCGAAAUCAGAGGUUGCCUCAGCUCUGUACUCAAGAUAUUAAGCCAGAUUGGGAUCCUGAUAUCUUUCUCCAUCGGCGCUUAUUUGAACUGGUACCAGCUCGCGCUCAUGGUCGCCGCAGCACCGAUACUUCUAUUCUUCGCUCUCUUCUUUAUCCCUGAAACUCCUUCUUCUCUUCUACUAAGAGGGAGGGAACAGGAAGCAGAAGAGUCUCUUCAAUGGCUCCGAGGACCAGAAGCAGAUAUACGGCAAGAACUAGCAACAAUACGAACGAAUAUUCUCGCCAGCAAACUAUUCAAUGAUGACAAUGCUGGGAAAUUCAAAGCUUUGCUUUCGAAACGAAUGACGAGGCCUGUUUUGAUAACAUGCGGACUGAUGUUCUUCCAAAGGUUUACUGGAGCGAACUUGUUCAACUUUUACGCGGUGAAAAUGUUUAAGAAGACUUUCAGAACGAUGAACCCUCACGGAGGUGCGAUAGCCACCAGCGUCGCUCAACUGUUAGCAUCAUGUCUAUCAGGAAUGUUGAUAGACAACGUGGGCCGACUCCCUCUACUGAUGAUAAGCGGAGUAAUGAUGUCCAUAGCCCUGGCUGGCUUCGGAUCAUACGCUUACUACGAGGAAGUUUUCAGAAAUUCAACAGAUUUAAUGCAGUCAGAACCGACGUACGAUUGGAUCCCUCUACUAUGCGUCUUAACAUUCACAAUCGCGUUUUCUUUGGGCAUCAGUCCAAUCUCUUCUCUGUUGAUUGGGGAACUAUUUCCUCUCGAAUACAGAAGUACUGGCAGUGCCCUGGCUACCAGUUUCAGCCAUCUUUGUGGGUUUGUCAACGUGAAGACAGCUACUGAUAUACAAGACUAUAUAGGUCUAUACGGUCUAUUUUGGAUGUACGCUGGUAUAUCAGUUCUAUGUCUUCUAUUUGUGGUGCUUUUCGUUCCAGAAACGAAAGGUCGUGAGAUUGACGAGAUGGAUCCAAAGUACGUCGAGUCUCUAUGUAUUAAUCGAUAGUCUCUGUUGUAAUUGCUGUUGUGGUUUGUUUUGUAGAAGACGAAGGUUGAGUGCAUAAUAGCAUUUGGUAGAGAAAUGUUAGUUUUCGCUAAUGGGACACUGUUUGCUAGUCACAAGAGGUGCAAUGGAACUACGUCGGUGUUGAGCAGGUCUCUUAGUGUAUCACGGAUGCGAUUGGUCGGUUAGGGCUCAACUUGAGCACGACUAAAGUCUUCGACCAGUAUUAAUGUUAGUAUUCUCUUCAAGUGCCUUUAUCUUAAAAAGUUCCUUUAUUUGAGAAAUUGCAUCGGGAACAUUUAAUUUUGGUUUGAUGAAAUUAUUCAAUUGUGCUACAACGUUACUUAUGGUGCUUUCGUGUUUAGAGGAAUAUUGUAAAUAGCUUGUUUUAUACCUGUAUCGAAAUCAUUCGACGCUUUUGUUGAAUCGUUAGUUAUGACUUGUACCAGAUAUUUGAAUAUAUCUCUUGUUUAUGAAAUAUGUAGUAUAUUGUUGUCAGUGUCGAAAUUAUUCUUGUUCACGUUUAUUGUCAAUGUGCUUCCAUAAUCUGAUGCAAUUUCGAAAUUAUCUGUUUUCAUGUUGGUGGCGUUUAUUCGGAUCUGAAUAUUCUCAUUUGUUUACUGUCUUUAUGAAAAUAGUGAUAUUUAUUGUAAAUAUAGGGUAGGUUAUAUAUUUUUGGGCUAUGUUAUGAGUAGACAAUGCAAUUUUUUGAGCUGUUUAAAAUGAAUUUAAGUAUUUCUUGGAAUACGAAAUAGGUGCUAAAUAUUGGUCAAUAUUUUAACAUUUGGCCAUGUUUUUACAACAAUAAACAUAUUUUGUGUAUUUUAUAUGUUUGCUCAUAACAUAGUCUCUUACAGUAGUGUGAUAUGAGUAUCAUAGCAUUGGUUGAUUUAGAUUUUCGAACUUCAAUGAAAAACUGUGCUAAUACUUCUAUCAAUAAGGUGCAUUUUUCUUUAACAAUAGAAUUUUCUAUAUUUUUUAAUCUAAAUUCAACCAAUGUUAUUAAACUCAUUGUAUUUGUACGGGUAUGGUAAAUAAUAAUGAGCAAAAGCUCACAAAUUGUAUUAAAUAAAAUAAUUUGAUACAAAUUAUACAAUAAAUUAAAGUAUAAAUUAUACAACAAAAACGUAAUAUACGUAAAAUUUAUUUGUUACACUUUUGUGUAAGUACAGUCAGUGCAUAUUAUAAAUAAAUGAAUAUUUAUGCAUAAAUUCUGAUAAAUAAAUAAAUAUAAAAAUAAAAUGUUUUAUAAAAUAAUGGUGCUAAAACCGGUGCCUUGCAUUUUUUUUAUGUGUUUUUCUUCGGAAAUAUUUUUUAAAUAUAAUUAAAAUUAAAUUAUGAAUAUAAAUAUUGUAUAUAGAAUCAGUAUUAUUAAGUUUUGUAAAUAGUUUAUAUUGUAUAGGUAUUUAUGUAGUAAGUAUUUGUGUUAUGUUAGAACACGUUGCCAUAAAAUGAAGCUAAUUUUAUUCAAAUGAUUGAUUUGUACUUAAAAAUCGAAUUUAAGUGUUUCAAUAAAAAUAUUUGUGACCAUUUA